GGUAAACAAAAUGUACGUCUGCGAUUGCUGUGAAUUCAAAACAGUAAAAGAAAAUAAUUAUAAAAGACACCUGUCAACAACCAAGCAUAUAAGGGCUUCAAGUUUUAUCAGCGGAAACGAACAAAACAAUCUCCAAACUACCGUGGAUGUGCGUCUCAUUCUGUCACCAGACGACCAACAAAGUAGAUGCGAGGAGGUACAUGAAGAUGAUGAACUACAGGACGAUCGAAGUGAAGAUCAACGCGAACGUGAACCAUUCAUUGGUAAUUCGAAUCAAGGGGAAGGUGAACAAACAGAAUACUAUCCAUUUAAAAACAAGUUACAUCUUCUACUUUACAUCUUGAAAAAUUCACCAACACAUGCAGUGAGCAAUGAAGUCGUUAAGUUUGUGAUGUUCAUCAUGAAAGAAGUUGGGAUAAAGGAAGAGAUUCCAUCAAUGCAUGAACUUGAUGCCACCAGUUUUGGAGAUUUGAAUUGGGAGACUUUAGUAGAUGAGCAUCAUGCUGAAGAUGGAACAUCAUUUUGGUGCUUGAAGCCAUCAGAAAUUCUGAAACUAUUUCUAGCAAAUCCCAAAUUUGCAGGGGAUAUUAUGAGGUACCCUACAAGUAAGAACAACCAUCCAUCUGGAGCUGAAAAAUGGCAGAAAGAUCUUGCAUUCCACCAUAUGAGAGUUGAAAAUGUGUCAUUCUUUACUGGCAAAAUGUACACAUAUAAAGAUGAUCAAACAGAGGAGGAGCAACAUGGGAUGCUGAAAAGCUUCAUUGAUGAUGUAAACCAUGAUGCUAUUAAAGCAGUCAUCCAACCAUACACAGAAACAAAUGAAGAUGGAUCUGGCCAUCAAAGAGUUGUUCGAGCAUUGGAUUAUACGAUACACGUUCCUUUAAAACAAUUGAAAGAAUGUAAUGAGCAAGCAUAUUGCCAGCUUGAAAGCGUGUCAAACCUGGCUGCAGAGAAACCAUCAAUUCCAAUAUGGACAUUGCCUGUCAAUAUUUUCGUUGACGAUACUUCUGCAAUCAGGAGUAAGAGAUGGCUCGGUCUACAUUGUGUGCAAAUGCAACCUGCAGGAUUAAAGCUCCAUCUUCGACAACAUCAUGAGUCAAUCUUCUUAUUAGGUGCGUCUGAAAAAGUUGACCCUAAUACUCUUAUGAAGCCGGUCAUCUCAGAUAUACAGAAUUGUAAAAGGAAUGGAAUUAGUGGAUUUGAUGCAUACAGAAUGGAGGAAUGUACCAUUACAACAGACUUGAAUGCCGUUGUUGCAGACUUCAACAUGCAGUCAUAUCUUUGCAACCACCUCGGAGCCACUGCUACCAAAUAUUGCCCACGUUGUUAUGCAGAUGCAGAACAUGCCAUCAGGAAGGCAGAAGAAAGAACACCAACUAAGACAUUGACUACCAUAAAUAGAAUUAAUAUGAGAAGUAUGGAGACAGACAAACGUAAAUUAAGGCAACGGACAGGAGUUAAGGAAUACGAAAACCAUAUCUGGGAUGUGUUGAAUCCUCACAGGGACAUUCCUGUUGGCUUCCUUCAUCUCAUACCGCUUGGCCUCACCAAACACUUAGUGAAGUACAUCUUGAAAUCAAUUUCGGACGAAAAGGUUGAAAGGCUGCAAGCUCACUUGUCCUCUCUUACAAAUGAAUCUUUUGCCAACAACUUUUUUUCCUCCAUAAACAGUCGUCAAGGCAAAGACUUCAAGCAAUAUUUGCAGUUUGCCCCAAUCAAUUUUGCAUUUGUUGGCAUACCACGGGAACAUUUGAAAAUGCUGACUACACUUGCAGAGAUCCAGAAAAUUCUUCUUAAAGAUGAAUUUGUUGAGGAAGAUAUCGUUGAGACAGAACAUCUUGUCAACAAGUAUUUACAACUUGUUGAUGAGCAUGCACCGGAAUUGAGAAGAAAAGUCAAAACUCAUCUACUGUGUCACUUGGUUGAUGAUAUCAGAAGACAUGGCCCUCCAAAAGGAUACACAGAAGAUGGAUUUGAAAAAAAGCAUGCUUCAAUACGCAAUGAUAUCUUUCACCAAAACCAAAAACAGAGAAGCAGAGACACUGCAAUUUCAUUUUCGCACAUGACAUUGCUUAACCAUGUGAUUUCUGGUGGAUAUUUUCCUGUGAAUGAUGAUUGGGUGUGUAUUGGAGAAAAGGCAAGGACUUUGGGGCAACAACGUGAAAUAGUCCAGUUUAUUGGUAGAGAGAUGCCCCAGGAGGAGGGAGAAGUUCCAAUUAAGAAACUGAAAAGGAAACCCAAUGGGAAGGUUAUUUCAACUGCAAUGGAGGAGUGUAUUCUCCUCCAGCUCUGUACAGAGAUGGAGGUACCAGCUUUCUCUCCAGAGGAUGCAGUCAUAUUUACAGGAAAAGCUGCAAGAACCAGGAGGAAAAAUGAGCUCGCAAAUAGUGGGGAUGCUGUGCAGUAUCUUUCAUCGCAAAAUGAGGUGGCCGUGGGGAUUUUUGAAGAGGGCCUUAUUAUAAAAAAAAAAAGGAGUGCAGAGGUCAUUAAUGCAGUCAAAUUACAAAUCAUGGAAAAGACCGGAAUUGCAACAGAGACUGGAUGUAAAAUUUUUGAGUUGAAAGACACAUUUAUUUUUGUUAGUCCUAGCAAGCUAGUGCAGUUGGAACACAUUUUUCACAAUUGCAAAUAUGCCAGCUGUCGGGUGACAAAGACUAACUCUAAUGAAAUGGGUAUUGUAAGACACAGAAAUGUGAACUCUUACAUAUGGAAUCAAUUCAAAUUAUGAAUGUUGUGCUGAAUGUAUUGAUCACAACAUUCAUUAUUUGAACUGAUUCCAUAUAUACAUGCAUGUGUAUGUACAUGCAUAUGUAAAAGUCUCUACAUGCAGGAGAUUAAGUUGUUUUGGGUAGUUAGUCAUUAGGAUUUUAUUGUGAAAUAGAAUUAAAAUUGGAAUAACAAUUUAGCCACAUUGUUACCUUUGGUAACAAAUUAUCAUUCAGAGACCAAUGUUUUUGACAGGUAUUAUCCAUUGUUAAGUCUUUGUGAUCAAUUUUAGUCUAAAAACUACCAGUGUAUUUUUUUUUUUAAUAUAAAAAUAAAAAUACAUGUAUUCAUUUGAAAUACAUAAAUUAUAUUGAAUUGAAAAACUUGUUUUAUCUGUCAAUAUUUAUUCUAGAAUGGUCUCAUACAGAGCAGAAAUGUUCUCUGGUCCCAAAAAUAGAAUUGUUCACAUAUUAUACAAACAUCUGUUUACACAAUAGAAUCAAAGUACUGAAGAACUGACGGGAGUUGAUUUUGUCGAUGUUUAUUUAUUUUAAAAUCAAUGAUAUGUUAUUUUGCAUGACAAGUACAUGUAUACGUAGUUUUUAAUUUGAAUUACGCAUAUUUUUAUAAUAUGAAUUUUUGAACUAGAAUGUCGAGAAACCUCCAUUUUGUGAAUUGAUCGAUGCUAAAACUUGUUCAUUUUUAUUGAUUUCAAGAUUUAUAAAUCAGCUUGUCCUUCUUCAAUAUUUGUAACUUUUUCAAGCUUAACUUCUGAAAAUGUACAGUGUGUCAUCCACUGUAAAGAAAUUUGUAUAUAUGUAUAAUUGUAUAGUUGUAUGUACCUCAUGUACCAUGGCAUUGAUGGUGAAUGUGCGUAAAAUGAAUAGAGAAAAAGGUAUUAGUAGGACUGUAAGCCUAGUUGCAUGUUUUUAACUGGACAUAUUGUAUUCUGUUAAUGCAACAGGUUUUUAUGUGUAUAUUUCCAAUUUAUUUAUUGUCAUUUAUGUUCAAUAAAUGACUUUUUUUAUCUUCA
Molecule: messenger RNA, 3739 nt
Organism: Magallana angulata
Lineage: Eukaryota; Metazoa; Mollusca; Bivalvia; Ostreida; Ostreidae
Exons: 16
Coding region: 11-2728 (905 amino acids)
Source: RefSeq, a predicted model, not a curated record